Molecule: messenger RNA, 5175 nt
Organism: Tachysurus vachellii
Lineage: Eukaryota; Metazoa; Chordata; Actinopteri; Siluriformes; Bagridae
Gene: mrc1b
Product: mannose receptor, C type 1b
Exons: 31
Coding region: 94-4389 (1431 amino acids)
Molecular function (GO): signaling receptor activity
Source: RefSeq, a predicted model, not a curated record
AGAAAAACAGUCACCAGUGCCAAAGUGCCACUGUGAGACUGGAACAGAGGCAGGUUUGACACAGGAUUUGUCUUGCGUAAGGCUUAAAAGAUAAUGGACAACAAGAGGAUAAAACUAAUUGCUAUUAUUGUGUUUAUGCUUGAGUUAUCCAACUGUUUUGCACAACUAGAUGGAAUUUUUGUGAUCUACAACGUACAUAAGAACAGAUGUCUGACGGACAACCUGCAAUGGUUAGAAGUUUGUAAUUCUCUCAACCCAAAACAGCAGUUUCGCUGGACAACUGACGACCGAAUUUUGAACAUUGCCCAGAAGAAAUGCCUUGGCAUAGGGAGCAGGAAGGAGGGAAAUAAACUGCAGUGGUAUCUCUGUAAUGCUAAAAAUGACCUCCAAAAGUGGGAAUGCAUUGACAAUUUACAUUUAAGUGUGAAGAAUGAGUCACUGUACUUGUCCCUUCAGGGAGACACUUAUGCUCUAACACUGUCCAAAAAUCAGGAUGAAAAGAGCCAGUGGACGAUACAUGGAACAACGGACAGCAUUUGCUCUCGACCAUAUGAAGAAUUAUAUACACUUGGUGGAAAUGGCUUUGGUCGCCCAUGUUAUUUUCCAUUCAUGUAUAAAAAUAAAUGGUAUACAGACUGUACAAGAGAUGACUCCUCUGUCAAACGCCUGUGGUGUGCAGUUGAAAGUAAAUACGAAGAUAAUCAUCUCUGGGGUUAUUGCCCGACACUUCAAAUAGAUGAUUUCUGGAAAAAGAACCCUCUCACAGGCAUAUAUCACCAGGUAAACAAAGAGUCUGCACUGACCUGGUAUCAGGCCAGGAAAAGCUGUCAUCAGCAGGGGGGAGAACUCUCAAGCAUCACUGAGCCCCACGAACAAACCUUCCUAUCAGGUUUGUCUCAGGCUAAUGGUCCAGGAUUGUGGACAGGGUUAAACAGUUUAGAUGAAUCAAGCGGAUGGCAGUGGAUCAACAGGCAUCCUUUACGUUAUUUAAACUGGCUCAGUGGCCAACCAUCCUCUCACCCAGGUCAUGCCUGUGGGGUGAUAAGUCAGCAGUAUGAUUCAAAAUGGACCACUGAUGUUUGUUCUGCAAAACAUGGCUAUAUCUGCCAAAAAGCACUUACCACUCCCACUACUCCAACAGUGGUGCACACAGGAUCUUGCCCCAGACCAUGGAUACCUUAUUCGGGUCACUGCUACUACCUUCAUCGUUCUAAAAAAACAUGGUUGGAGGCAAGAGAUGCCUGUCGACACGACGGUGGAGACCUGCUGAGCAUUCUUAAUGUCGAGGAACAAAGCUUUGCCAUUACUCAACUUGGAUACUUAAAAACAGAUGAGUUGUGGAUUGGCUUAAAUGACCUCAAGACUGCGAUGUUUUUUGAGUGGAGUGACCAUUCCAAUGUGCCGUUUGUCUCAUGGGAGAAGAACGAACCAAGCCAUAAUUCUGACAAUAAAGAGGACUGUGUUUUAAUAAGAGGAGAGGAGGGCAAGUGGGCUGAUGAAAUCUGCAAAAACAAGUACGGAUUCAUCUGUAAGAAAGAUGUCAAUUCAAGGCCAUCCACUAAUGAUACAGUCAUCACAAGUCCUGGCUGCAAGCCUGGCUGGACCAGAUAUGGGUACUACUGCUACUUUGUAGGAACAGAAACUAAAACCUUUGAAGAGGCAAAACAGACAUGUUUAAAAACUGACUCUUAUUUGGUUGACAUCACAAGCAGAGUUGAUAACGCUUUCCUGGUCAGCUUGGUAGGGAUGCGUCCAGAGAAGCACUUCUGGACUGGACUGUCCAAUAUCAAGGAUCGGCACACUUUUGAGUGGACUAACAGCAAAAAGGUUCCAUACACUCACUUCAAUGCUGGAAUGCCAGGGGGAAAACAAGGCUGUGUCGCUUUUGCCACGGGAACACUUGCUGGAUUAUGGGAUGUACUAAGUUGUACUAAUAAGGAAAAAUAUAUCUGUAAAUGUAUGGCUGAGGAUCUUAUCACUACUGAAGCCCCUGUGACUACCCCUGCUCCGAACUGCAGCCAAGAAUGGUUUCCAAUUACAAACAGAGACUUCUGUUUAAAGCUUUUUAAUGUACCAGACGAACAACAGAAGACUUGGUCCGAAGCACGCAGUUUCUGCCGGGAACUUGGGGGUGAUCUGCUAAGUAUCCAUGGUCCCUUUGACCUGCAUCUGAUUCGCGAUACCUACACCCGUGGAGCAUGGAUUGGGUAUAGUAUCCAAGAUCCCUCUGUUGGUUAUGUAUGGAGUGAUGGAUCCUCUACAUCUUAUGAAAACUGGCAAGAGGACGAACCAAACAAUUACAACAAUGUGGAAAACUGUGUUGAAAUGGCCUAUUCGUGGUGGAGAAAAAAUGGAGAAUGGAAUGACCUGCACUGUGAAGACAGAAAGGACUGGUUUUGUCAGAUUCGAAGAGGUGUUACACCAAAUGAAGUGGAAAUUAAAUCUCAAACAUAUAAUAAAACAGACGAUGGGUGGAUUAUAUACAAUGAUAAUCAGUAUUAUGUCAGUAAAUACAUGCAUUUAACUAUGGAAGCAGCAAGAUGGUUCUGUAAGCAAAGACAUGGUGAUCUUGUGUCCAUUAAUGAUGAGAAAGAAAAUCAAUUUCUGUGGCAUCAGGUACGAGUACGUAAUGAUUAUUAUAUUGGCAUGACAGUUGAUCUGGAUAAGUCUUUCACGUGGAUGGAUGGAUCUCCAGUGGUAUUUCAGGCAUGGCAAAAGAAUCAGCCCGCUUUUCUGAACAGUGAGGAGCAUUGUGUAUCCAUAACUCCUUUGCAAGGGUUCUGGGAGAGUACAAAUUGUGGUGACCAACAAAAUUUUAUCUGUAAACGAAGUGGCUCUGUUGUAGUCAAUUCUACUGCUGCUCCAACUGAGCCACCCAAAGGAGGCUGUGCUCCAGACUGGGUGAAGUUUCAGACAAAGUGUUACAAAAUGGAACAGGAGCUGAAAACAUGGACUGAAGCCAGAUCAUACUGUAGGCAGCUCGGGGGAAAUCUAGCUUCUGUUAAUAACAGACUUCAGCAAGCAUUUGUAACCUUUUUGAUGGAUGGCGAUAACCUCGAAGAUUUAUGGAUUGGCUUCAGUAACUUGGCAAAAAAAGUAUUUAAGUGGACAGAUGGAAGUAGUAUCGAAUAUGUAAACUGGGCCAAAGGAGAACCAAAGAGAGCAGGAUAUGUGUGGAUGUGGGAAAAUGAGGAACCAACUUGUGUUGCACUGGGAAGCAUGGAAAAACCUGAGAUAGGCAAGUGGGUAACAAAAAACUGUAAUGACACCUUCGGAUUCAUUUGCAGUCGUGAUAUUGAUCACUUUAUUGAACCAACCCCAACUAAGAUCACCACAAAUGUCAAGCUUGGAAAUGAUUCUUACAAGGUCUUACAGAGAAACUUGACCUGGAGUGAAGCAAAGCAUGAGUGUGAGUUACAGGGUGAAACUUUGGCUAGUAUUCGGGACUUGCGUGCUCAAGCUUACAUUGAGCUGCAGACCUCAAUAAAUGAACAGCCCUUAUGGAUCGGCCUUAACAGCAAAGAGACGGAUGGAUACUUUUUGUGGAUUGAUAAAUGGCAGCUGAAUAUGGAAAACUGGAACAACAAUGAACCAAAUAGUAACCACACCUGUGUUUAUGUGGAUGUGGAUGGAAAAUGGAAAACUGCAGACUGCAAUCAAAAAUUCUACAGCAUAUGUAAAAAGUCACCAGAAAUUGCUCCAACUCCACCAGUGCAGUACCCUGGGACAUGCCCUGACAUUAUUGAAACUUAUCCAAAGAUGAUUUGGCUGCCUUUUAGAGGGCACUGCUAUGCAUUUGUGACUCAAGGUGAAUCAUGGAGCAGAGCCUCUCAGCUGUGUUUGUCAAGAGGUUCCACUCUUGUCAGUAUUGAAGAUACACAGGAAGCAAAGUUUAUAGAGCAAUACAUUACUUUUCUUGGGAAUGAACAUGACAUGUUCUCAAUAGGCCUCUUCAAGACACAUGCAGAACAUUGGCUGUGGCUGGACAGAAGUGUUGUGGAUUACACUAAUUGGGAAGAAUCUUCAGAAGACUACUAUGACGGUGAAUGUGCAUUUAUCUCCAUUACAACUAAACGAUGGAUCAAACGGCACUGCGUAUAUGAUAGUUCACCAUUCAUCUGCAAAACACCCAAGGUUCCAAAGCCAACCACAUCUUCAAGUAUUAGUCCAACAGUUGUAAAGCAAAGGACUCUUUCUGGUGUGGUUGUGGCUGUGGUGAUUGCAGUGCUGUUUGUGCUCGCCGGAUUGGCUUAUAUAUACCACAGAAGGAUCAACAGCCGGGUUGCUGGACCUUCAUACGAGAACCCAAUGUAUUAUACUACAGAAGCCCCAUUGUCAGACGACAAAGAUAACAAAACAUUAGUUGACCACAUGGAAAAUAAUGAAUAAGUUUCAUACCAUCCUUUUGUAAUUAGUUCUUUUUGUAUUAAUCAUUUUUUUUCUUUACAUUAAACAUUAACUAACUUGAAUGUUGACUAAAUGUUUCCACAUUUGGGGUAUUAAGUAAGUGGUUUUGAAAUUAUAUAUAAAGACAUGUACCUAGAUUAUUAUUAGCUCUUCGUGAAUUUCACAGUUGUAUCAGAUCACAUUUCUGACGGUGAGCUCAUACUCUGGUGACAUGUAGCUUCAGUGCAAACCUAUGGCACAUUUAAGCACACAGCAUGUUUUAAUCCAAGUAAACAUGAACAUGGUUUUAGUUAUUUGAAGUCAUUUGAUGUAUGGCAAGGGCACACAGCUUAACCGGAUAAGUGAAAAGUCGGGUUGAUUUUCCAUAGGAAAAAAAAAUGCUAUAUUUAUUAGCUUUCUGUUUGUCCAUCUGCACAAAACUUUCCUAUAUGUGCUACUUAUUAAAUAAAUGUGCUACAUAAUAAAUAAAUAAAUAAAUAAAUACAUAAAUAAAUAAAUAAAUAAAUAAAUAAAUAAAUAAUGUAUAAUUUCAUUAGACCAAUAAGAUUGUUUAUUUGCUUUUUUUUUUUAAAAUAGAACAUUUGAAUAAAAAUGGUAUCCAGUAUAUGCUUAAGUAAAUUUUGCCAGUAUUCCAUCUACAUAAGUUUUUCCAUCUACACCAUUGACUAAUUAUCAAUUGUGGAUCAAAUUUCUGAUAAGAAAAACACUGAAGAGGAUCAUAAAGCAUGACAAUGAAUUAUAGAAUGUUAAAAUAAGACUAAUGGUAUU